Messenger RNA from Stylophora pistillata, 8418 nucleotides. RefSeq names its product sacsin-like. Gene Ontology annotation, molecular function: Hsp70 protein binding. The record is from RefSeq and is a predicted model, not a curated record. Lineage: Eukaryota; Metazoa; Cnidaria; Anthozoa; Scleractinia; Pocilloporidae.
UCCGAUAAUUGGGGAAUUGUCCUUAGAAGUUUUAAAGAGACUGAGAAAAGAGAAUGAGGUCAUCAUUGACCUUCCAGGUGAAGUCUUUCAGUCCUUUCUUGAGUAUGAUCUCGCCAAAGAAAUUAAGGAUAAAUGCUACGACAAUUCAAGGUUUUUCCGCGAGUUGUUCUUUCCAAACGUUGCUUCUAUAGCACCAGAACUGAGGGAGAAGUUGGUAUUGCAUACACUUGAUGACAUAAAUGGAGAGUUCGACAGCUUGAUUAAGAUGUAUGCUUGCAUUCCCGCCUCACCGGAUGGCCAAACGCUCAAGUGUCCAGCCCAACUUAUCCACCCCCAAAAGGGAGCUGCCUCGCUGUUUAGUCCUGACGAUAAAAGAUUUCCGUUUGGCACAAAGAAAACUUUUUUGAAGGACAUACGACUUGCUAAGCUUGAACAACUCGGGAUGUUGACAAACAGCCUUACAUGGGACGAAGUUGUUGAGAGGGCAGAGAGCAUUACCAUUUUAAAUGAGAUCUCCAGUAAAUCUGCAAUGAAGCGCGCUAAAGCAUUGAUGGCUUAUUUAAAAAGAAAAUUGGCCUGUGAAAAGGCAACCUCUGUACCGUUUCAUAUUCGCAGCAAAUUCAAGAGGGCCAGGUUUCUUCCCGUGCUUAGAAGACCGAAAAAAUUUCCUCUUCCUUGGAAAGGAGAUGAGCUACAUGGUGCAAGGACAUUCGUUUCACCUGAAGAGUCCUAUCUUGAGAGUGAGAAGUAUUUGGUUUGUUGCAGUGAACCGAUAGUCAACAUGUCUAUUCCAGAAAGUGUGAAAACGUUCUUGGAGUUCGAUAAAAGGCAAGCCACCAUUGGUCAUGCUCAAAGGCAACUUGAGUUUGCCACAACUUUGAACAUGGACAGAUUGGAUUCCCAAGAACUUGAUCGCAUUGAAGAGCUGUGCUUAGAAGCUUACAGGUAUUUUCAGCGAUCACUCAACAACAAAGCAAUCAAGGAGAAGGAAGUAAGAGAGAUUUUUGAAGGAAAAAAGUUCAUUUUCUGUGGAAAGAAUUUUUUUUACCCGGAAAAAGUAGCUUUCAAGUUGGAUGCUGAUUGUUCUCCUUACUUACAUCAGCUUCCGGAUGACUUGGCAAGGUCAUUUGAAAAGUUAAUGAAAAGUGCAGGUGUGAAGGAUGCUUUUGAUGCCGAAGAUUUCGGCACUUGCCUGAUGCAACUAAAGGAAGCUUUUGGGGAAAAAAAACUUGAUCAGAAGGCUCUUCAAUUAGCAGUUAACCUGUCUCUUCAACUUGGAAACAGCUCCGAAAGUCCUCAAGAAGAGCUCUUUCUUCCUGAUUCUCAAGGUGUAUUGCGACCUGCUGAUGACCUUUGUAUGAGAGACUGCCCUUGGAUGCCCGAUGAGAUUGACGUUUACUUCGUCAAUGACAUGAUUCCCCAUGUAGUAAGUACCAGACUGGGUGUCAAGACACGACGCGAAGAGGCAUUAAAGCAUUUCUCCAGUGGUAUUCCUUUCGGACAAAGGGAAAAACUUACAAAUCGUCUACAGCGAAUUCUUUCAGCUUACCCAUGCGAGAAAGAAAUAUUGAAAGAACUUCUCCAGAAUGCUGACGAUGCACAAGCUACUGAGAUUUGCUUCAUUAAAGACCCACGACAUCACCCUGACAAAAGAGUAUUUGGAGACUCCUGGAAACCCCUGCAGGGUCCUGCGUUAUGCGUAUAUAACAACAAACCUUUCACUGAAGCCGACAUCAUAGGAAUUCAAAAUCUCGGGGAGGGCAGUAAAGGAGAUGAUCCAAACAAAACUGGUCAGUAUGGAGUUGGUUUCAAUGCUGUGUACCAUCUGACUGACGUGCCGUCGUUUGCUUCUAGUGGUGAAGAAAUUGGAGACGUUUUGUGCAUAUUUGAUCCGCACCAUAAGUACGUACCAGGUGCAACCAGUUUUGAACCAGGUAGGAUGUACAGAGAAGUCCCGAAGUUGAGAAAAGUCUUUCCAGAUGUUUUUGCUUGCUACAAUGAUAAGGAGUUUCCCUUACGAAAUUCAACAAUGUUUCGUUUUCCAUUACGAACUCAAGAGAUGGCAUGUGAUUCCAAGAUAUCGAAAUCGCCAGUGACACUUCAAGCAUUAGAUGAAAUGAUUGAUGCGCUUAAAAAAGAGCUUUUCGAAGUUAUGCUUUUUGUCAACAACGUUACAAAGAUCACUUUGUGUGAAAUUGACCCGAAAACUAGGAAAACCAUCAAUCACUACUUUGUCGAAGCGGAAAUGACUGACGAAGAUGCAGCGAAAAGGAAAGAGUUUGCAACCCAUGUCCGACAGAUCGGGAAGUCAGCUAACCAAAGAGAUAACAUGUUUCCCAACAACAUUGAAGAGAAGAAGUGUUCGUAUGUUCUGAGCUUGCGAGACAGUAAUGACAACCAGGAAAAGUGGCUUAUCGUACAACAGAUUGGCCUUGAUAACAACGUACAAGCAAGUAUUACAGAUGCAUACCAAAGGCGAGAUCUGGGAAUGCUACCAAUAGGAGGAGUUGCUUGUCUUCUAGAAAAGAAACCAACAAACAACAAAGCACUAGAAAAUAGAAAGAAAAGGGCUUACUGCUUUCUUCCACUUCCCUUAGAGACUAAGCUACCAGUCCACAUUAAUGGUCACUUUGCAUUAGACCAUGAGGCCAGACGAAAUCUGUGGAGGGAUGAAACUCGUGGUUAUCGUAGUGACUGGAACAACGCUUUGCUGGAAGAUGUGAUUGCACCAUGUUAUCUGACACUUCUAGAUGAGGUUAGAGAGUUUCUUCAAUUGUCAUCAGCGCCGGAUACGGAACAAUUUACCCUUCAGUGCACUAAAGAGGCUUUGUCCAGAAAGAUCGACGAAUACGAAAAGCUUUUUCCAUUGGUAGUUUCGGGUGAAACAUACUGGGCGACCUUGGGAAGAACCGUGUAUCAGAAAAUGAACAAGAGAAGAUUGAGCCUUCUGCCGGUGGUGAGAAGUGAUAGAUCGAAGCAUCGACUAACAUGGCUCCCUCCAACAGGGGAGGGGAGAGAAACAGCGUUCUUUAAUAACCUUGCAGAAAGUGGUUGUUUCUCUAAUAACUCAAGAGGUUUUCCAGGUAAAAGUGACCCUGGAAAAGAAGAGAAACGAAGUCUUGAGACUAGAAAGAGAUUCGAAGAAAUAUUACUGAAAACGGGCUUUAAUCUUGUCAAGUUCUCGUUAUCUUUGUGCGAAGCGUUCAAAAACUCGCGUGUAGAUUGUUUUUGCGUAUCACCUUCUGCAGUAGUAAGGUUCUACAAGACCUUCAGUGAAAACGAACCCAUUUGUAAAAUUGGACCGAUCCCUAUUAAUGUUAAAAAGAGUCCAUUUAAAAGUACUGACAACGUCUCACUCAUGCUGAGAUAUUGCAAGGGGGAUACAAAUUUCCUUGAAAACCUACCAGGCCUCCCUUUACUUGUAACACAGGACAACCAGCUACAUGCAUUCAGUGACAGUGAUCCUAGGUUUCUAUCGUGUCACCACAGCAUCCUACCGCAAUGUAGAGAACUGUUUGUCCAUGAUCCUCUCAGGAUACAUAUCUUUGGCGAUGUAGAGAUUCAAGAAUCGUCGGUGUUAAAGCAUUUUGGUGUUGAAGAUUUUGCCACCAGCUUGCAUCGAUGCCUACCACCGAAGUUUUUCACCGAAGAAAGCUAUGUCAGGUGGUGCCCGACGCAACAAUCAGUGCCCAAUAAGCACUGGGUGCUGGGAGUAUGGAAUUUCCUUAAUGAAGAAAUUAGUGACGUUUUAAGGAGAAUGGAGGAAAGUGAAAAAGAGGAAGGCAUUUCUACAAUGCAAGAAGGGGAAGUCAAAAGGAUUCAAAGGAUACUUCUUCCUCUUUUUGAGUGCAGUAUCCUUCCGUGUACCGAAACAAUGACACCAAUACAUGGGAGCGUCGUUAGGAGACCAGAGCACUACUUAGUACCCUUGAUACUUGCACAGUCUAUCCUUGAUUUUACGUGUUAUGAUGAGAAUAGCAAACAUCUUGUUGAAGCUUUGAGGCGGCUCAACUUAGCCGAAGUGAAUUACACUGUAUUGAGGCCAGAUUCAUGUUUUCUUGUACACAAGCUGGUAGCAUCACUUAAAACAUCAGAAUGUCUUCUCAAAUGCUUUACGCAGAAAUUGAAGAAAAACCCCAACGCAUUUCAAGACAAACUGAAGCUCUCAGAAUGUCACACCAUUUUGAAGUGCUUCAGCGACACCGUGAACAGACUGGAAGAACGUGACAAACCCACGCUAAGAAGGCUUCCUUUCUACAAAGCAGCCCACGGCGGACCAACAAGUGUGGACAGUGCAGCGGUUUGUGUCUUACCCAUUGACGUUCCGCGGAAGGAGAUGGACGCUCUUGGACGUCGAAGAAAUGUGAUUUUCCUGGAAGAAUGUCGUCCACUGGCUCCUCUUUUUCAAUUCCUUGAAUUCCAGUGCAUUUCCUCAGUUGAGGUCUAUUGCACCUUCAUUUUGCAAACCUUCGACAUUUUCAGUAAAGAGGCAAGGCUUGCUCACUUGGAUUACAUCCGUUAUUAUAUUCUUCCGAGCAGGUCAAUUAAUGAGAAUGACAAGAGUAGGCUUCAGGAUUGUUUAAAAAACACGGCGGUCAUUACUUGCGAAGAUGGAAGCUUGCGGAAGAUAUCUUCCUUCUACGAUCCCCGUAAUGAAGUCUUCAGCGUUCUGCUUGCAAAGGACAUGUUCCCCCCAGAUCCUUUCAACCAAAACGAAUGGUUGUUGUUUUUAGAAGAGGUCGGGCUAACAUGUGUGGUCUCAAGAGAUCUGUUCACCAUGUUUGCUAGAGAAGUCGCUAUCGAAGGAGCUGUACGACGUUCAGAGAAUGUUGAUAAAAAGUCGAAAGUAUUGGUAGAGAACCUUUUCACUCGACAGGAUGUAGUAGCAGAAGGACUUCUACAGGCUGUGGGCGAAAUUAGCUUUGUGGCCUCUGAACCUGUUGAGGAAAAGUUUCGCAAGCUCCAUCAGCAGUUUGGUGAAGUAAGUGGUCAAACUCCCUACAUUUCAUUCAAAGGAUCUGUAUUUGCGCAGCAUGCUGAAAUAGUUUGGACGGCAGCGCCUCUGCUUCCACAAUGGGCAUGUCCUUGGAAUUACCCGUGGCUGAUGACAUUUUCAGGUAGGAACAGUGGCGAUGCUUACUGCAACAAUAUCUGUUCCUGCCUUCAGGUUCUGUCAGAGCCCACCCUUGAUCUGGUUAUUUCCCACUGCCAAAAUGUAUGCUUUAAGCUGGAAAAAGAAAAUGACCGUGACGUGCUGGAUGGGGAGAAAUGCACCAGGCUCUCGGUACUGAGAGGCAUAUACACGUUCCUUCAAGAAAAAGCCGUCUCAAACACCAUUUUAAAAAUAAAACUGAAGGAUACUCCUUGCGUUUUGGUGGAAGAGGGAGGCCGUUUUGUUCACUCGAAACAAGUAGUUCUGGAAUUGUAUAGCAAAGAUGAGAUUCGACCUUUUCUUUAUGGAAUGCCUGUAGAGUUAAGUGCGUUUAAAACGCUCUUCCAAUCUCUGGGAUGUUCACCAUCUGUCAAACCGCCUCACUACGUCAUGGUGCUAGAAAUGCUACACAGGCAAUCGAUGGGAAACAUGUUGGAACCUAAUGAGGUUCGUUGCGCUUCAAAGGCAGUGAGAGGUCUUUUAGAAACGAUUCAAGAUACUCCAUGGCCAAUUGGAACAGAUGGUAUAUCAAAUCUGUACCUACCCUCCGCAUGUCCUUUUAGGAGCAGUCUGGAUGAAGAGGUACCACCCAUCGUGUUGACGAGAUCGACAGAAUUAAUUUUCGAUGACGCUCCAUAUUACCAUGAUCGAAUUCGGGAAUGUGACUUUUCUUUUGUUGUUGACCUUAGAAAAGCAGGGGUAUGCAUCAAGUCCAAUGCAAAUUACAAAGACCUUAUCAAGCUUCUUCCCGCUGCUGUCCAACCCCAGAUGUUGUCCAAAGUAAUCGAAGAGAAACUCGUGGAACAUGAUAAUAAUUCAGUUUUCGAAUUUGGUGCUGCAGGCGCACUGAGGAAGCAAUUAAAUUCUGAGGAAUUCUAUCGUGGAAUUGUCAGGCUCAUUCGUCAUGCCAAUCAAGAUGGAGGUCCUGAUCCAGAUGAUGUUGCGACUGCAAGGAGCAGUCUGCAAAACAUUGAAUUCUUCGGAAUGGGCCAGGUUGUUACUCACCUGGUUCGUAAUGGACAGGUCAUCCAAGGUAGUCAGCAAGAAGUUCCCUUUUACAUGGAGGAAAUUUCAGAAUGCGGUCAAGAGAAGUGUAAAGUAUACAUUAAUGCUGCCGAGGAAGUUGAAGCAGUCAUGUCGGCAAUAUCAUUGAAACUAUCAAGGGUGAUUGCACAAGCGUGCAGAGGACUGCUGGGAGAUACCAUUCUCUGCAUUCCUGAGAUGCUUCGUUGUCAACCAAAUAUGAUAAGCUCAAUUUUAGAUAAGUCAAAUAUUCGCCCAGAUGACUCCUAUGAUGCAGAAAAAGGAAAUCUACUCCCUGAGCCAGGUAGCUUGAUUCCUCUUAAGCUUCACAGCCUUCUGAAUCCUGCAUUCAAAUCCUUUGAUCCCGGGGAAUAUGUUGGGUACGAAUUGGAUGAUCCAAGUCUUCAACUUCUGGAAGAAAAUGCCACCUUCAUCUACGCUUUGAUUCUUGAAGAGGUGACGACCGAUAGCCUCACCCUCCUAACUAAACGCUUCAAAAUCAACAUUGGGCACGAGAGGGAACCAGUAAUUGUCCAGGCUUCAGAAUUAUACCAAUUCCACCGUUUUCAAGAAAUAGCAUCCUCUACCAUUGUCCAGUCUGACCAACAAGAGAGAUCCCAGUCUACAAUAGAUAAAGGGCAAAUAUUGAACGUCAUUUCAGAUAUGAUUGAAGAAGCCUGGGGACUAUCAGAGGAUAUGAAGAAACAGGUUUUCAAGCGCCUCAUCCUACAGUGGCAUCCGGACAAGAAUCAAGGAAGCGAAGCGCUGUGUACGGAGGUUUUUCAGCACAUUAAGAGUGAAAUCGAAAGACUAGAAAAGGGAGAGUCUCGUAGACGCGAUGGGUGCACCCCACACAACUGGACCUACCAAGGGUCGUAUAGUGCUUUCUUUAACGUCUGGGGAAGGCGUGCAAGGCGAUAUAAUUCAGACCGCCAAGAGUACAGUGAAAGAUUUGCCAGGCAACAUAGAUCUCAGAGUCGCAGUUCAUGGUCAUGGCAUGUUCCUCCAAACUUUUGCGCCACAAAUCCUCAGCCAGCAGAGGCACGGCGAUGGUUCAGACAAGCCGAAGCUGACUUCGCCGCUGCCGAUAACGACAUUGCUACUACAAAACCUUCGCACGUGUGGGCUUGCUUCAAAUGCCACCAAGCUGCAGAAAAAGCAUUGAAGGCUGCCCAGUAUUCUGUAGGUUCUAGCAAAACCAAUGUUCAUAAUCUGGAGCAAAAUUCUCGCGCGCUGAGAGAUUCUAAUCUGACUUCGAUGUCCAGGGAGCUUGAGUCUCUCCUGGGUGACUCAACACGCAUGCGCUACCCAGAUCAAGUUUGCUGUCCUCGUAUACCAAGCGACGUUUACACUAACGAAAAGGCCCGUGAAGCAUUUCAGUUAGCCAGCAGGAUACUUGAUAACGUGAGGGGCAAAGUCCAAUAAGGAGGAUCUACUCUUUCCAUCCAGUUACAAAGAUGUUAUGCAAGAAGAGUGCCAAGAGUGUGCUUAGAUGCCAAAACUCAGAGUAAAGCAAUAUAGAUUAGUCAUACUUGCGUUAUAAUAGCUUUUAUGUUCUAUCGAUUGGCUACAAAAUUAGGCAGACAGGAUAAACAGCUCGCUUAAAUAAGCAAGGAAACGAGCUACAAAGAUAUUAUAAUAACUGGACACGUAUAUUUCACAGUAAUUUCAGCGUUGAGUUUAGAUUUUUUCUGUACCUUAUAUCAAUAUCAAGUUAAUGUUUAGUUUUUCAGUUGUUUGGUAAUCUUGAAAUUUAAGGUGCAUGAUUUCAAUUUAUGAUCUGAUUUGAAAACAAGCUAGUCUUUCCAGAUCAGAAAACGGAGUUCUUCUUAUGUAUGGCUUCAGUUCAAUUUUCACGUUAUCGGGCUUCAUUUUAGUCUUAGUGCAAUGGGUCCCUAAUUAGUGUUUAAAUAUAAAACAGUUUAUUCUUUGAUUCGAGUAGACUUUCUUACAUUUUAAGCAAGACUCCAGUAGAAAAUCAAGUGCAGUUAUUCAAAUUUCCUGGAUCCAGGAUCAUUUAUGAACGCCUUUAAACAGUGGAGUAGACUUAAUAAUAUUUUAAUACUUAAACGGUACAUUUAAGUUAGAGUACUUACUCCUUGCAAUUACAAUUCGAUAAAGGAGACACGUGAAAAACUGUAAAACUGUUAAUAAGUUAGCUCAAUGCAUAGCGCUGGACUGAUGUGCGGGAGGUCGAGGGUUCGAGCCCCGGCCGGACCAACACUCAAGGUCUUAAAAUAAUU